Molecule: messenger RNA, 446 nt
Organism: Sodiomyces alkalinus F11
Lineage: Eukaryota; Fungi; Ascomycota; Sordariomycetes; Glomerellales; Plectosphaerellaceae
Exons: 1
Coding region: 99-344 (81 amino acids)
Source: RefSeq, a predicted model, not a curated record
CACUUUAUGAUGGGAAGACGCGGCGGGGGUGCGCGCAGAAGGGUCCUUUUCUGACAUGACAGAGCCUCUUUGCUGUUUGAUUACUGUACAACAAAUAGAUGGAGAAAAUUACGUACGGGACGGGCGAUAUUUUGGAGCGCAUGAUUGCUGGGCUGGCGCUGGGUCUGCAGCUCAGGGCCUCCCUCCUUUUUUUUUUCUUCUUAUCUUUCUUUCUCUUUCUUGAGUCCAUGUUCGAGGAAGGAUAUCCAAACGCCGCUCUGGCCUCGGAAGAGGUUGCCUCAAUCUUGUAUGAAUACCUACCAGCGGGGACGGGGACUUGGGCGCCCGUCUGUCUCUGGUUGUGAUAGACAUUUUGUUUUAAUUGAAAAGCCCGGAGCAGUCUUGACGAGUCGGCUCUGCUUGUCCUAUCCUUACUCUGGUCAAGUUAGAUUCCACAGAAAGCUCCA